GAGACUUUGUCAGACUUCCAACAUGGCGGCCGCGUGGUUUCGAUUUGCUCGUCAGAGCUCUGCUUUUUCUGUUGCUUUCAGAGCCUUUUCAGCAUCAGCAGCACACCAGGCCUCGAGAACACCUGUGGGGUUUAUUGGCUUAGGGAACAUGGGAGGACCAAUGGCAAAGCACCUCCUUGAUAACGGACACCCAGUCAUUGUGAAUGAUGUGUAUCCAGAGGCGAUGGCAUCAUUGGAGGAUGCAGGAGCGAUCAAGGCCAGUACGCCGGCUGAGGUUGCCGGUAAGGCUGACAGAAUCAUCACCAUGCUGCCCUCCAGUCCUAAUGUACAGGAGGUGUACUGUGGAGAACACGGCAUCCUCAGCAACGUGAAAGCUGGCAGUCUCCUGAUUGACAGCAGCACCAUCGACCCCGCUGUCUCCAAGGAGAUCGCCGAGGUCGCCGCCAAGAAGGGCGGAGUCUACAUGGAUGCUCCUGUGUCUGGAGGCAUCACGGCAGCGGCAGCAGCUACUCUAACCUUCAUGGUGGGAGGCAGGAAGGAAGAGUUUGAGGCAGCGAAGGAGCUCCUACAGUUCAUGGGGAAGAAUGUGGUAUACUGUGGGGAUGUCGGCUCAGGACAGGCAGUGAAGAUCUGUAACAACAUGCUGCUGGCCAUUGAGAUGAUCGGCGUAUCAGAAACUAUGAACCUGGGCAUGAGGCUGGGUUUGGAUGCAAAGUUGUUAGCCAGUGUGAUAAACAUGAGUACUGGUAGGUGUUGGGCCAGUGACACCUAUAACCCUGUCCCAGGGGUCAUAGAGGGUGUGCCCUCCUCCAACAACUACAAGGGAGGGUUUGGAACUGCUCUCAUGACAAAGGAUCUUGGUCUUGCCCAGAAUGCUGCCACAGCUACCAAAUCGCCGACGCCCCUUGGUUCCCUUGCCCACCAGAUCUACAGAAUUCUAUGUAAUAAGGGGUAUCCACUUAAGGAUUUCUCGUCUGUCUUUCACUAUCUCAGUGAAGAAGACAAAAAAUAGUUAUUGAACUAGAAUUGGAACUGUAGCGUUCAUCAAAGUUACUCUGUAUGGGAGGGGCUAUUUUCCAUGAAAUGCU
Molecule: messenger RNA, 1088 nt
Organism: Branchiostoma belcheri (Belcher's lancelet)
Lineage: Eukaryota; Metazoa; Chordata; Leptocardii; Amphioxiformes; Branchiostomatidae
Product: 3-hydroxyisobutyrate dehydrogenase, mitochondrial-like
Exons: 9
Coding region: 23-1012 (329 amino acids)
Biological process (GO): L-valine catabolic process
Cellular component (GO): mitochondrion
Molecular function (GO): NADP binding; 3-hydroxyisobutyrate dehydrogenase activity; NAD binding
Source: RefSeq, a predicted model, not a curated record